AUACCAGAAACCUGCACUGCAAUUUAUAAUGCUCUACGUGAGGAAUACCUGCACUUGCCUGAGAAUGAAAGCGACUGGAUGAAUAUUGCUACAGAUUUUAAAAAAUACUGGCAAGUAGAAAACUGCGUGGGGGCUCUUGAUGGAAAGCAUAUUGCCAUCCUUCAACCUCCUGGAAGUGGUUCGUAUUUCUUCAAUUACAAAGGUUUCUUCAGCGUUGUAUUAUUGGCUGUGGUAAACGCAAACUAUGAAUUUAUGUACGUAAAUUGUGGAGUGAAUGGACGGGUGUCUGACGGGGGAGUUCUCUUUGAAACCGAUUUUGGGCAACAGUUGGAAAACGGCCAGUUGAAUUUGCCAUCACCAACGACCUUUCCAAACAACAGAGAUGUAUGUUUACCUUUUGUUUUUUUGGGAGAUGAAGCUUUCCCCUUAAAAGAAAACCUAAUGAAGCCAUACCCUAAUAAGGGAAUCACCCACGAUGAAAGGAUUUUCAACUAUCGUAUUUGCCGUGGAAGAAGAGUUGUUGAAAAUGCCUUCGGCAUUUUAGCAAAUAGGUUCCAAGUAUUGCAAACAACAAUCAGGACGAGCUUGGAAACCACUGAAGUUAUUAUUUUAGCUUGCUGCGCACUCCACAAUUAUUUACGAAGGAAAAGCUCAACUUAUUUGACGCCUAGUUCGGUAGACUGGGAAAACACGGAAACUGCAGUUCUCACUGAAGGCGAAUGGAGGAAGAAUGUUCGCCAACUUUUAGGCAUGAAGCAACGCAAUCGGUCCGGGAAAGAAACAUCACUGGCUGAACCAAUCCGAAAAUACUACAGGGACUUCUACAACAACGAGGGACAAGUAGAGUUUCAAGAGCGCAUGAUAAAUCGCCGCUAAUGUUAUACAUUCUAAAAUAAACAACAGAUGGGCGUAAUGUAUAUGUUGUAGCCAAGGGUAACCCAAUGCAUUACCUCUUUAAUGGUCCACUGUAAAUAAUUGAAAUGGAAAAUAAUGACGAUGUGCUUUGCUUUUAAUAUGUGUUUAACUAUAAAUAUAUGCACAUUUUACUACAGUUGGUUGUACUUUCUUGGUAAGUAUAUGUUUCAGUUUUUGUUUGUAAAAUUAUUUGAGUCAAAUCUGACAUUGUCAAUAAAAUAAUAAAGUAGUUCAAAUGUUA
Messenger RNA from Homalodisca vitripennis (glassy-winged sharpshooter), 1156 nucleotides. Its product is annotated as putative nuclease HARBI1. Bases 79 to 876 code for a protein of 265 amino acids. The record is from RefSeq and is a predicted model, not a curated record. The transcript is spliced from 2 exons. NCBI's taxonomy places the organism in Eukaryota, Metazoa, Arthropoda, Insecta, Hemiptera, Cicadellidae.